Messenger RNA from Oncorhynchus kisutch (coho salmon), 2556 nucleotides. Its product is annotated as DNA-directed RNA polymerase III subunit RPC8. The transcript has 7 exons. Gene Ontology annotation, molecular function: DNA-directed RNA polymerase activity; DNA binding. The record is from RefSeq and is a predicted model, not a curated record. Bases 198 to 824 code for a protein of 208 amino acids. NCBI's taxonomy places the organism in Eukaryota, Metazoa, Chordata, Actinopteri, Salmoniformes, Salmonidae. Gene Ontology annotation, cellular component: RNA polymerase III complex. Gene Ontology annotation, biological process: DNA-templated transcription; transcription initiation at RNA polymerase III promoter.
GUAAUGUAGUAAAUCAAUAACACGUGUAAAAAAAAAGAUUUUAUGAAGCUAGCGACACGAAGAUGGGGAUUUUGGUGUCAACUUAUCUAUGAUACCAGUAUUUAUUCAAACUAAUACGAUGUUGGUCCUUGCAGUUGAAGAUACACUGUCAGAAUUUUUAUAAUUUGAGUAGUUUAAAGGAUUCAAAGGAAAAAAUCAUGUUCGUGGCAGUGGAGAUGGUUGACACUGUCAGAAUCCCCCCAUGGAAUUUCCAGCGGCAGUUCAAUGAAGCCAUAGCCGAAGAACUCAACAAGAAAUUGGCCAAUAAGGUGGUUUACCAGGUUGGCCUCUGUAUCUGUUUGUAUGACAUCACAAAACUGGAGGAUUCCUACAUAUUCCCAGGUGAUGGAGCUUCCCACACCAAAGUCCACUUCAGGUAUGUUGUGUUCCACCCUUUCUUGGAUGAGAUUCUUGUUGGAAAGAUCAAACACUGCAGUCAAGAAGGAGUACAUGUCAGCCUAGGAUUCUUUGAUGACAUCGUCAUUCCCCCAGAGUCCCUACAGCAGCCUGCAAAAUUCGACGAAGCGGAGCAGGUGUGGGUGUGGGAGUAUGAGACGGACGAAGGGGCCCAUGACCUCUACAUGGACCAAGGUGAGGACAUCCGCUUCCGGAUCACAGAUGAAGUCUUCUUGGACACGUCGCCCACAGGCCCUUCUGCCGCAGCAACCAACACCCCUGCAGCUCCAGGAGCAGAGGAGGGUGGCCAGAAGAAAGAGGCCCCUUACACACUGCUAGGUACCAUUAGCGAGCCAGGCUUGGGCCUGCUGUCCUGGUGGAACAGCUAGCGAAAGGAGAGACCAUUACAGUAGAGAAAACAGGGGAGACUGCUGUCAAGUAUUCAUCCCAGCUGCUGGACAUACACCUUCUUUUUGGACUCUUCUCAGUCACUCCUCCCAGGUUGUGACUUUAACACUGGAGAAACAUGCCUCUGUUAAGUGUCCUCAAGGCUAAUAGACAAAGAACUGUGGGCUCAAGUAGAGGAGCCAGGAUUCCCAUAAUAGGAACUGCCCUAUCUGCCUUCAUAAUGGCAGACCCAAGGACAAGGGACCAGUAGCAAGGAUUUCUAAUAGAGCACACAGGCCGGGGACGUGGAGAACUGUCUCACUUGCAAAGCUGUAGAUCCACUUCCCCCUGUAUAUUGUAAAUACUACCACCAUAACUGUUAGCAGUUACACCCGGUGCACAUGACUGUAAGAAAGACUGAUUAAAGGUCCCCAAUUGGCCUAUUUAGUGUCACCAUGUAAGUCUGAGUGUUCAGUUGAACAAAUAAUGGAGUGAGUGUGCCUAAAUAUACAGUUGUGUGUUGUCUUUGUGACCAGUAUAAUGUUUCCUCAGUGAUCAUUUUUGUUUGCAUGAUUUUGAGUUGGGUUAUUUAAGCAAUAAGGCCCAAGGACGUGAUGGUAUAUGGCUAGUAUACCACGACUAAGGGUUGUUCUUAGGCACAACGCAUCGCAGAGUGCCUGGACACAGCCCUUAGCCGUGGUAUAUUGGCCAUAUAUCACAAACCCCUGAGGUUUCUUAUUGCUGUUAUAAACUGGUUACCAACAGUAAUUAGAGCAAUACAAAUACAUGUUUUGUCAUACCUGUGGUAUGUUCUGAUAGACCACUGCUUUCAGCCAAUCAGCAUUCGGGGCUUGAACCACCCAGUUUAUAAUUGUGUAUAGGACAUGUAUUCCAAAAAUAUCAUUACAAAAGUACAGUCCUUAGGAAAUGCUGUCAUGAACCCACAAGCACUACACCUCACUGUAAUUUGUUUAUUUUAGUGGGUGUGGAGUUGGUCCUCUGAAGCGCCUAACAACAUUUUUGAUAAACCAUAGAAGCCAGUGUCUUCCAAGCCAAAUGAAUGUAUCAUAUUCUGAUCUUGAUUUUGGUUAUUUUUUACUUAAACCAUUACAUGAAGGAAUACACCAGUAUGGUUUACAAUACGAAUACCUAAAUGUUUAAUGUAAUAACUGAUUUGACACGUAUGAGCAUAGCAGUCUUGUUAUGCCUACAAAUGUUUCGGCAAACAAGCAUCACGCCCAUUCUCUCAACUACGGUGUGAUCUCAGCCAGCGGCAGCUGCGCAGCCUCAACAACACACUGCAGAUCAGGGUAUUCCGCGACUACGCGUAUUUACUGGAGUUAUUUAUUUAAUUGAUGUUAUAUAAUAGUAACUGACAAGGCACACACCCGUCCUCUACCGACAAAACGGACUCUAGCAAUGCAGUAAGUAGGCCCAUGUUUUUUUUAAAUAUAUAAUUGUACAAAUAUUCAAGAAUGGGUAUGCCUGCUAUUGUUUGGAUUGUAGAAAAUCUGUGUCGCCUAUUCAUUAAACGUGUGACCGCCUUUUUGACCAAAGUAUAGGCUAAAGGAAAUGUAUGAUAAUGACAACUGUUGGGUAUAGAAUACCUUUGACGAGGCUGCUCAUCCUCUCAUCCCUAUACCGUCUCUGUUUGCGCGCUCGGACUUUUCGAAUGUUCUGGAAAUGAGGAAAAAGUCGGAUGAUAUGCGUGUUUAUUACAGAAUAAUUUGGCAA